Aaosphaeria arxii CBS 175.79 is the source of this 1122-nucleotide messenger RNA. RefSeq lists its product as uncharacterized. The coding region runs from base 103 to 993 and encodes 296 amino acids. The record is from RefSeq and is a predicted model, not a curated record. Gene Ontology annotation, molecular function: oxidoreductase activity. The transcript has a single exon. NCBI's taxonomy places the organism in Eukaryota, Fungi, Ascomycota, Dothideomycetes, Pleosporales.
CGAGAUUUAAAACCUCGGUAGUCACCCAUAAUCAUUUCACGCUUCUUCAAUUAACUCAGAGUUCUAUUUCUUUCUUUAAGCCACUGAGCCAAUACAUUCAUCAUGUCCAAAGCAAUUUUUAAGCAUAUUGAUACGACUAGCUACACCGGCAAGCCGUGGGGCAAGGUCGAUGGUGGUGGCACUUCUUUCGAACAGAAAGAUUAUGAGCGGGAAGUCCAUGACCUGCGAGGUCAGGAAGACAAGUUCACGACCGACAACUCGGGCUUUGCGGUCUACAACUACCCUGCUACAGAGAAAUUGUUCACCGAUGACGCCGCGGUGCGAGGCGGUUACUACGCAGAAGUAGAGCAACUGCUCCGCGCCAAACUUCCCGGAAUCAAGAAAAUUGUCAUAUUCGACCACACCAUUCGACGGAGAACCAAGGAUUCACCUCGCCAGCCUGUACAACAGGUGCAUGUAGAUCAGACUCCAGGAGCAGCGGAGGUGCGUGUCCGGCGCCAUCUUCCUGCAGAUGAGGCAGAGGAACUUCUGAAAGGCCGUUAUCAGAUCAUCAAUGUCUGGCGUCCAAUUGAGAAUCCUGCCUCCGACUUUCCCCUUGCUGUCAUUGAUUGGCGUUCAACGACUGAAUCGGACUUUGUCCCUACGGACCUCCUCUAUCCAAGGCGGGACAGUCAGGAUGCCGACGAUGAUGACCGCGGAAAGGAGAAAUUGCCAUCAGCGGAGAGCAGUAAAUCGACCGAUGGCUAUGAGGCCAAGGGCGAGACACUUGGUGUUGCGGCAAACGAUUCCCAUAAGUUUUACUAUCUCAAGGAUAUGACCCCGGAUGAGACUAUGCUCUUGAAGUGCUUUGACUCGAGAGGCGAGGGUAUGGAGAAGGGCAGAAAGGGAUUGGCACUUAGGACCCCACACACAGCAUUUAUCGACCCCAAUACACCCAAAGAUGCACCAGGAAGGCAGAGCAUCGAGGUCAGGUGUCUAGUCUUCUACGAUUAGUUUACAAGAUGAAUUCAUGGGAGAAAAAAUAAGGGUUACAUAUGCAUGAAAUGUUUAUUAGCGAUUUACAAUUACAAUCUCAAUGUCUACUGCUAUCAUUGCUUUAUGUUUCAAUUACAACAGAUUCAC